Achroia grisella is the source of this 1611-nucleotide messenger RNA. RefSeq names its product neurotrimin. The transcript is spliced from 11 exons. The coding region runs from base 39 to 1508 and encodes 489 amino acids. The record is from RefSeq and is a predicted model, not a curated record. Gene Ontology annotation, molecular function: protein binding. Gene Ontology annotation, cellular component: neuron projection. NCBI's taxonomy places the organism in Eukaryota, Metazoa, Arthropoda, Insecta, Lepidoptera, Pyralidae.
UCCUUAGCCUUACUUUCUUUUAAUCUGAAUUAAUAAAAAUGGUUAAGUGCAUAAUAUAUAUAUUGAUAAUAAUAUUGGUGAAAAACAUUAAUUGUGAUGAAGAGUUUACCAGUAUACCAGUUACAGUGAAGACUUACGAAAAUGAUACAGUUUUGCUGCCUUGUUAUUUACAUGACACAGAAUACAAAUACCGUGUGCGUUGGUAUAAAGACGAGACCCUGAUAGGAGACAGCCAGGACGCUCAUCUGCUUCUCCCGCCAAGAGUGAGGAUGCACGCAAACUUCAGUCUGCAGAUCGACAAUCUAAUAUCUCAGGAUACAGCAGACUAUACUUGCGAGGUUAUCCGCCCAGAACCAUGGGGACCAAUUCGACAAACGCACGCCAUAGAAGUUCAAUAUUCACCAACCAUCAGAACUGUUCCAGAAGAUGGAUUUCUAGAAGUGCGCAAGGGGGAGUAUGUGGAUAUAGGAUGUGAAGCCACAGGUACACCACAUCCGAUAGUGAGCUGGAGGAAAAAUGGUGAAGCGAUGGCAUUGUUAGACCACCGUCCCCGUAUCAAGUUCAGGGCAGAACACCGCCUAUUAGCUGGCGUAUACGAGUGUGUAGCCAUCAAUGGUGUUGGGGAUCCCGUGGUGGCUGCUAUAAGAGUUGUUAUACAUGAUGCUCCCGUGGUAUCUGCGGAACGCAGCUUCGUCCACACCGCAAUAGGGCUGCGGGCGGCGUUAGCUGCGAAACUUGAGUUCUCUGUGCCACCUGCACGCACCUCGUGGUACAGAGACGGGAGACCAGUGAAGACUGAUGACAGGGUAGUGAUAAUGGUCCAAGACAACACCCACCAGCUGAUCUUCCGCACAGUGAGGAAGUCAGACCUUGGCAAUUACACGUUCAGAGCAGAGAACAAACUGGGCAUGGCCGACGUGUCGUUCAAAUUGACUGGGGUACCAAACGUGGCUUCAUUUAAAGUAGAGCAGACUUUGAACAAAGCGACCGCUACGAGUUUCACGUUAAUAUGGGAGGUGGAUUCCUACUCUACGAUUAUAGAAUACAACCUGUGGCUUCGUCCGUACUACGGCCGUCUUAGUACAGUCGACCCCAGUAGCUUCACAACGGAGCCCCCCGCUAACAUUUGGAGCAAGAUCGUGAUACCGGGCGACUCCAGUGACGGACCAAUACAUAGCGCCAUCUAUACCGUUAGAGGGCUAACACCGUCAACAGUUUACGAAGCAAUUGUGACCUCACGGAAUAGAUUCGGCUGGAGUAAACCAUCCGCCAUAUUGCAUUUUGCAACGGAAGCUGGAUACGGUAGAAAACCGGUAAUAUCCGAUUAUACGGAUUUCACACCGGUUUUAGAAGACGUAGAGACGGAACCUCAUAAUAUUUCGCAGGCACAGGUUUUCGAACACUUCAGUGAACUGUCAAACGGAAAAGCGCGGGAAAAAUUGGAUUCAGUAAUUAAAAUAAUGGCGAUUGUUAUUUUUAUUUCAAAUAUUAGUAGAUUAAGUUUUUAGUUCAUAGUUUAGUGUUAUUUAAUUACAAUAAGGCCUUUCCAUUAGUUGUUAGUCUGGUAAUAGUUAACUGUAAGUAUGCAAUCAUUUUUGACUAAUUCGACGU